Messenger RNA from Saprolegnia diclina VS20, 727 nucleotides. RefSeq lists its product as hypothetical. NCBI's taxonomy places the organism in Eukaryota, Oomycota, Saprolegniomycetes, Saprolegniales, Saprolegniaceae. The transcript has a single exon. Bases 24 to 635 code for a protein of 203 amino acids. The record is from RefSeq and is a predicted model, not a curated record.
CCUGUUCGCACCGCACCACCAGCAUGGCUUCCGUCGCCCGUCGCACUGCGUACACUGAGCAAUCGCCGACGACAUCGACGGCACCAACGGUAUUUAUUGUCUCGUGGAACGACUUUUUGUGCCCGACGACGUUCCUCAGCAAGCGCAAGAGCAACCAACACGUGACCAAGACCGCGUUCGCCAACUUGGACGCGAGCAUCGAGCGCUUUCUGCUGCACGCCAAGCAGUUUGGUACAAUCUUCGUCCUCUGCGAAGACAAGGCGGCGGCAAUCGAAGCGCUGUGCCACAAGUGGCUGCCUCGCACCGCGCGCCUCUUCUCUGCCCGCGAGCUGCACAGCCAGAUCCACUUGAUUUGCGCCGCAACCGCCAUCACGCCUACGUGGCACGCACAAAUUGUUUACUCGAUUUGCUCGCCGCGGCUCCACGCUGGCAACAUCGUCUUGGCCGUGUGCGGAGGCGCCCGUUUGCGCGCCAGCUGCCUCGAAGUCGCCAAGUUCGUGCCGGUCGUGCCGAAGAUUUUUGCAGCCACUGAAGCGGCGCCAACCGUGAACCAAGCAACCAACCUCUCGCGCAUCGUGGCCGACAACCUCUCCAAGGCCAUGCAGCACCCAGGUCCCCUCGACGCAACUAUUUAAGAAGACCUCUCGGAGCGGGUAUCCCAUGUUCUCGCAGCUCGCAGCUUUAUAUACCAUAAUGCGCACUACUAGUAUUGUAUUUACACUGCACA